UUACCUGGACAGGGUCAAUGGACGAUCAAGAAGAUCCAUGGCCUAGAAAAGUGACGUUCAUUGCACUUUGAAUGGGUGCUUUUCUAAGGUCUGUCCCAGUGACAGAGCCUAUGUCAUAAUUUGUUGGAGUGGGGGCCUGCGUUCGCGCGGCCCCUUAUUAUUCUAUGUUUGAAAUUUUUAAAAUUCUCUCAUGUUAUUACUGAAUUAUUUGAGUAGUAUCCUGUAAAUUUCAAGGAAUACUUCAUUUACUCUAAAGGGCUACUUGUGUUUAGGGUAAGUUCAGAAUCAAGAAAUGGAUCAUGUUUAGACUACUGUGGCAGCUUUGGGAAUUCUUUUCUUUGCUUCUUAUUGUCUAAUGGAAUAACUUGAUGACAAAGUCUUAUCGCAGAAAAAGAAAUGUCUAUUCGGACAAAUCCCAUGAAAGCAGUGCCUACAUUGUUGAAACUUUUGGUGACUGUAGACAAACAAGCAAAAUUGAAGGAUUUGAAAAAUGAGUUGACCAACAUAAAGGAUUUGUUUUCCAAGGUGAAGAAAAAUGAACAAGAUCUACUUGACAAGUUAACAAAGGUGGAUGGCUAUCUUCGCAACAACGACAUACCUAAGUUGAUGGAAGACGAGGAAACGAUUUGCAAGGAAAUAAAGGAAUCAACUAAAAAGUUGCUGCCAGCUGAUCAAAUCCCACAACCUGAAAAAGCAAAUAAAGAAGCUACUGCAUCACCCCCUUCAACCCAACAAUCUGAGGAGUUGGGAGUGAUUGAGAAAAACUAUGAGAGCCUUGGUGAUACUGAAAUGAAAUGCUUGAAGUCUCUCUUACACUUCCCAGAGAAUUCUGUCAUGAAGAGAAGGAAUAUAAUCCUUUGGUGGGUUGGAGUGGGUUUAGUUGAAAUGGAAGCAGCAAAGGAAAAUGGUGAGUAUGUGUUUGGAAAGCUUAUGGAUCAUAAAUUAAUUGUACCAGAUAAGUAUGACUGUGUGAAUAAAUUAUUUAAAGUUAAUCCUUUGGUUUAUGGUAUUCAUGAAUCAAGGAAGAAAGCAAAUGAUGAAAAAAAGCCUUUUCAAACUUACUCAGAAAUAGUUACCUCGUCUCAUCAUAGUGAUUCUCCUGCAUGUUUAGCACUUAACAAACUAAAAGUUGAACUUAGUGAUGCGUUUGGUUCUAAAUCUAACCAUUUCAGAGGUAUUUUUAAUACUGGUGCAAGUUAUCUUAUAUUUGGAUCCCAAAGGAUGGCCAAAAUGAAGAAGUUGCAGGUGCUUCAACUUGGUCGUUGGCUGCACGCUUCGCCAAAACAUCAUAUUGAAGUGAACAGCGAAGAAUUCUUAAAGGAGUUAAGGGAUCAAGAGAAAUUGAAAUAUCUUAGCCUUCGUGGAAUAUCAAGAAUAUCUCAGCUGCCAGACUCCAUUUUUCAACUUAAGAGCCUAGAGACUCUCGACCUCAAGGCCUGUCACAAUCUAGAAACAUUACCAGGUGAUAUUGCUUUAUUGAUAAACCUCAAACAUUUGAAUAUGUCUCAAUGCUACUUGUUGGAUAGAAUGCCAAAGGGGAUUGACAGGCUGAAAAAGCUUGAAGUACUAAAGGGAUUUGUGAUUGGUAGUUCUGACAAGACUCCUUGCAAAAUACGAGAUCUUGCAAAUUUGUCAAAACUAAAGCAACUCAGCAUACAUAUAGAAAGUGGGGCUAUUCUCGGAGAUAUAGGGCCUGAAUUGGGACAUUUGUCAGAGCUUGAGAAACUAAAAAUAUCAUGGGGUGUGUUUCACACAAGGUACUCUAAGAUUGAGGUUAAGCUGCCUCAAAAGUUGAAAAAGUUACAUCUUGAAGGCUUUCCUGGACAACAUAUUCCAGAAUGGUUGAAACCUGACAAGAUAACCACAAGUUUGUGUGAGCUAUAUAUUACAGGAGGAAAACUCCAAAGUAUGGAUCUUCAAGGAUAUGCUCAUGUGUCUUGCUCAUUGCAGAUCAUACGGCUCAAGUACUUACAAAAUUUAAAUAUUAACUGAAUCAACUCAUUUGCUGGAUCUGUUACCUGUUGUGCAGUGCAGAGAAUAAAAUAUGCUCUAAAUUAUCAUGAAUUUGAAUAGAGAGCAUUCUGAGUGAAGAAAGGUGAAAGCAUGUAUCUAUGUCGUACUACUAUUUACAGAAUUUUAUGUACAUGUUCUAAAUUCUAUUGUGUCAAGCUAUGUUUUCCAGGCAAGAAUAAAGGUAAGCUGAAAAAUACAAAGAAACAUGCCUUAUAUGACGAUAUCUAUACCUACAUUUGGUUGUAUGUUUACCUACCUCCUAUCCUCAGCUUAUGUAAUUGAUAUUAAAAGAAGAGUGGUGAUAAGUUCAUAACUGAUACAUGAGCACAACUAUUUUUCAUAAACUUCAAUCAACAUCUAUACUCCUUAAUCUGGCUUAGAAUAUUUUUUUUAUGACAGUUUGCAGCAACCAAUUCAGAAUGGAGCAGGUCUAGUUCAAGGUCUUAUUAUAAGAGAACUCAAAUAGUACAGGAUUGUCCUGCUGUUUUGGACAUUCUUCCAUAACUGGUGCGAAAUUAAAGCUGCAAUGUUAAUUCUACUUGCAGUAUAUUAAUGAAACACUGGUUCUUGAAGGCAAAUCCUU
Messenger RNA from Vigna radiata var. radiata (mung bean), 2596 nucleotides. Its product is annotated as disease resistance RPP13-like protein 4. Bases 397 to 1992 code for a protein of 531 amino acids. NCBI's taxonomy places the organism in Eukaryota, Viridiplantae, Streptophyta, Magnoliopsida, Fabales, Fabaceae. The transcript has 2 exons. The record is from RefSeq and is a predicted model, not a curated record.